This is a messenger RNA of Acomys russatus (golden spiny mouse), 3442 nucleotides long. It is a transcript of the gene Phactr1, whose product is annotated as phosphatase and actin regulator 1. Gene Ontology annotation, molecular function: actin binding. Gene Ontology annotation, biological process: stress fiber assembly; cell motility. The coding region runs from base 298 to 2247 and encodes 649 amino acids. Lineage: Eukaryota; Metazoa; Chordata; Mammalia; Rodentia; Muridae. The record is from RefSeq and is a predicted model, not a curated record. The transcript is spliced from 15 exons.
AAGCCGACUGGGAUUCGAGAUUGUGAAAAAUAGAUUAUUAAAUCAGAAUUCCGAUCUUUAAAUAACUGUGAGAUAUCUCUGCUUCAGAGGUGGGGGAGUAGGCUGUGAAUGGCCCUGGGUGAUGUAAAAUCUACAUGUAGAUUUUGAUGGUUCCCUGCCAAAGUUUUACAUGGGGGAAAGUGGUAAUUUCCUUCCUUCACAGAGGAGGGCGUGGAGAGGCUGGAACUGGCGUCACCUUCUGUUGCUAAGACAUCUAAGUGAUUACCUUCUCUCAAAAUCCGGCUUUGAACAUCGAAGAUGGACUAUCCCAAAAUGGAUUAUUUUCUGGACGUUGAGUCUGCUCAUAGACUCUUGGAUGUGGAGUCGGCACAGAGGUUCUUCUACAGCCAAGGAGCUCAAGCUCGCCGGGCGACCCUGCUCCUGCCUCCCACAUUAAUGGCGGCUUCUUCGGAGGAUGACAUAGACCGGCGGCCCAUCAGAAGAGUCCGCUCCAAGAGCGACACGCCAUAUCUCGCAGAGGCCAGGAUCUCCUUUAACCUGGGGGCAGCUGAGGAAGUGGAGAGGCUGGCAGCGAUGCGUUCAGACUCUCUGGUCCCGGGUACACACACCCCGCCCAUCCGGAGGAGGAGUAAGUUUGCCAACCUGGGAAGGAUUUUCAAGCCUUGGAAAUGGAGGAAGAAGAAAAGUGAGAAAUUCAAACACACAUCAGCAGCUCUGGAAAGGAAGAUAUCGAUGAGGCAGAGCAGAGAAGAGCUGAUCAAGCGAGGGGUCUUAAAGGAAAUCUAUGAUAAAGAUGGAGAGCUCUCCAUAUCCAAUGAAGAUGACUCCCUGGACAAUGGGCAGGCCCUGAGCUCCAGCCAACUGUCUUUACCUGCCCUGUCGGAAAUGGAGCCUGUCCCGAUGCCCAGGGACCCCUGCUCGUAUGAGGUGCUCCAAGCUUCAGACAUCAUGGAUGGACCAGUGUCUGAAGAGAGUCCCUCUGCCAGUGAGUCUGGAGUCCUCCUGUCCCAAGAUCCUUCAGCCAAACCAGUUCUGUUCCUGCCCCCCAAAAAACCUGCUGCUUUCCCUGGAGACCAUGAGGAGACCCCAGUGAAGCAGCUGUCCCUCCUCAAGCAGCCCCCGGCCCUGCCUCCCAAACCCACUGCCCGGAUUGCCAACCACUUAGCAGAUCCUGGCGCCCCUGUGAAAUUGCCUUGUCUGCCAGUGAAACUGUCGCCUCCGCUACCUCCAAAGAAAGUCCUGAUCUGUAUGCCUGUCGGGGGCCCAGAGCUCACCCUGGCAUCCUACGCAGCCCAAAAGAGCAGCCAGCAGGCCGUGGCCCAGCACCACCAUACUGUCCUGCCGUCCCAGAUGCAGCACCAGCUGCAGUAUGGCGGCCAUGGCCAGCACCUCCCGUCCUCCACUGGCACCUUGCCCAUGCACCCCUCGGGCUGCAGGAUGAUCGAUGAGCUGAACAAGACGCUUGCUAUGACCAUGCAGAGGCUGGAAAGCUCCGAGCAACGAGUCCCCUGCUCCACUUCUUACCACAGCUCUGGUUUGCACUCAAGUGACGGUGUCACAAAAGCAGGACCCAUGGGCCUUCCGGAAAUCAGACAAGUGCCAACAGUUGUGAUUGAAUGUGAUGACAAUAAAGAAAAUGUGCCUCAUGACUCUGACUAUGAAGACUCAUCCUGCCUGUAUGCACGAGAAGAGGAGGACGAGGAAGAGGAUGACGAUGAUGACGCCUCAUUGUACACCAGCUCUCUGGCCAUGAAGGUCUGCAGGAAGGACUCCUUAGCCAUCAAACUCAGCAACAGGCCCUCUAAGCGAGAGCUGGAAGAAAAGAACAUCCUCCCCAGACAGACUGACGAGGAACGGCUGGAGCUCAGGCAGCAGAUUGGCACCAAGCUCACCAGGCGGCUGAGCCAGAGACCCACCGCGGAGGAACUGGAGCAAAGGAACAUUCUGAAACCUCGGAAUGAACAAGAGGAACAGGAGGAGAAGCGGGAAAUCAAGAGAAGGCUGACUCGCAAGCUCAGUCAAAGGCCCACUGUGGAAGAACUCCGGGAGAGGAAGAUCCUCAUCCGCUUCAGUGACUACGUGGAGGUGGCAGAUGCCCAGGACUAUGACCGCAGGGCAGACAAGCCAUGGACUCGCCUCACCGCUGCUGACAAAGCUGCCAUUCGAAAGGAACUCAACGAGUUUAAAAGCACUGAGAUGGAAGUCCACGAGUUAAGUAGACACUUAACAAGGUUUCAUCGACCUUAACAGUGGGAUUACUCUUGAGUGCUCUGCUGUCUUCAAAACAUAAAUUUAUAAGAACCAUAAGUGCUGGCAUUCGUCCACUUCCCUGUUACGAUGUAAAUCUGAACUGCCUUUUUUAAAAAAAAAAAAAAAUAUGAAAGAGACAAAAGAAAAAAAGAAGAAGACGACGAAACAAAAGGAACCACAAUCAGGAUUCUGUGCAGGAACACCAUGGUGACCACUCCUCAGAGCUUCUGGCACCACUUCUGCUAUGGAAAGGUGUCCAGGCCCCCAGCAGGGACCUACCUGAGGACUGUCCAGGGGCUGCCUCGUCCCCUUCAUCCAGACCCAGCAGGCACCACAUUGGUUCAGUCUUUGGUGAACCUCUUCCUCACAAGGGACAGUUGCCUGAGUCCAAAGAAGCCAAGGGCAGUAGGUGUGGCAUGGGAGUGGCUAGGUGAAAGUCAUAGUCUAGCUGGCCUUCUAGACUUGGUUAGACACACAGGCUCCAGAUGGGGCUUCUACGUUGGGGGCCCUUGAAAGGGAGAGAGAUGCUGGAAAGGGAGAUGACCUAUCACAGUCCCUCCACCUCUCUCUCUCUCUGUCUCUUUCUCUCUCUCUCUCUCUCUCUCUCUCUCUCUCUCUCUCUCUCUCUCUCUCUCUCUCUCUCUCUCUGUCUCUCUCUCUCUUCCUGUGGGAGCCUAGGCUGGCACUUUGAUCGGAAGCAUGUGUGCUGUGGCCAUACAUAGGAGGCUAGAACUGAGCAUCUACUUUGACCUCCUGCCAAACACUCGCUGCCUGCUCAGUUCAUAUUCACUGACCAGCUUAUGCUUGGACAGCCCAGGGCUUUGGGUGAUCCACGCAUAAAUGCCAUUGCUAAGGUUCCCUGUGGUAUUCAUGAGUUUAAGCUGACCAGGGGCUGGCAUCAGAAACUCCAUGGCCCACAUUUUUUUCUUUGGCCUUGUACCACACCUGGGACAGUGAUGAUGCAGCUUGGCAGCUAAUAGCUUCUGAGUAUCAAUGCAUGGAGGCCAGCCGGGGGACCAAUGUCCCACUGCCUCUCCAGAGCCUUCUACUCUGCUGGCUUUGCACUGAAGAGUCUCUGCAGAGAUCUCUGUCUUAGCAAGGCUAGCCCUAGGCAAAACUUUGCCAGCCAUGACUGUCUGUUCUCUCUCUCUCUCUCUCUCUCUCUCUCUCUCUCUCUCUCUCUCUCUCUCUC